CUCCUUAGUUUCAGCAAAGGAUAUUUGCGGGGGAUGCAAACUCCGGGACCCCAAGAAUUGGGUCAGGGACAAAGGAGGAGUUUCCUCGCUUUUUUCAGGCAGGUUAUUAUUAUAUUUUGGGGAGUGGGGGUGUUAUGAGAGGAGCGACGACCACAGUCACACACACUGGAAGCCCUCACGUUGCGUUUUCAGCUAUGGAAGCUCCACAGAAAAAAAUCAUCCUGGGACAUCAAUCAAAAGGGACUGUUGCUCAAGAAGAUGGCAGCCCUCCAUCAAAAAAAGCCAUGACAGAAAUCCAUGUAAAGGAUAAAAUACACACAAUGGUAAAUAAGUUGCCAGUAAUUAAGAAGGAACAUUUGGAUGAAUGUGAAGAAAAUCCUAUAGAUGACAGAGAAGAAGAUGCCAAACCAAAUAUUGCUGCAGCAUCAGAGCCUUUGAACUUAAAUCCUGGUUUAAAACAUACAUUGGCACAGUUCCAUUUAAGCAGUCAGAGUUCACUUGGUGGACCAGCAGCAUUUUCUGCUCGACAUUCACAAGAAAACAUGUCAUCUGUUUUUGUACCUCUUCCAUCACCUCAGAUUCUUCCUGGCCCAUUGCUUGUCCCUUCAGAUAGUUCUACAGAGUUGACUCAGACUUUACUGGAAGGGGAGUCUAUAGCUUGUUUUAAAGUUGGAGGAGAAAAAAGACUUUGUUUGCCUCAAGUUUUGAAUUCUGUCCUCAGAGACUAUUCUCUACAGCAAAUUAACACAGUGUGUGACGAACUUUACAUCUAUUGUUCUAGAUGUAGUUCUGAUCAGCUUCACAUCUUAAAAGUUUUGGGGAUUCUGCCCUUUAAUGCUCCUUCUUGUGGACUUAUCACUUUGACCGAUGCUCAAAGAUUAUGCAAUGCAUUGUUGCGUCCUCGCACUUUUCUUCAAAAUGGCAGCCUACUUCAUGCUAAAAGUUCACUGGCCCAACUAAAGGAGACUGGAAGUGCCUUUGAAGUAGAACAUGAAUGCUUGGGCAAGUGUCAAGGUUUGUUUGCUCCACAGUUUUAUCUUCAGCCAGAUUCCCCAUGUAUCCAGUGUUCAGAAUGCUAUGGAAUGUUUUCACCCCAAACCUUUGUGAUGCAUUCCCAUCGAUCUCCAGACAAGAGGACUUGUCACUGGGGCUUUGAGUCAGCCAAGUGGCACUGUUAUCUUCACAUUAAUCAAAAAUAUUUAGGAACAUCUGAGGAAAGAAAUGUGAAGCAACUCUUAGAACAAAUGAAAGAAAAAUUUAGCACGAAGACUCAAAAAAUACCCCAAUCUAAGGCAGAUUCCCAUUAUAAUGUAGAAUUUCAGCAGUGGUAUCCAGUUAUAAAGCAAGAAACAGAUUCUACAGAUCAGCCACAUUCAUUUAUACAUCCCAGCUAUUUCUUUUACAUGUGUGAUAAAGUGGUUGCUCCCAAUGUAUCUCUUAGUACUAAAGAAACCACAAAAACGGUUGAAAAGAUAUCAGACGUAUGUAAAUCAUUUCCCGGGCAAUCACUGAAACAGCAGAAUGGUAGCAAACGCAAAAAAAGCAUCUUUUAUCAGGACAUUGCUCUUGAAGGACAAGAGAAGGUUGACUUAAAGCCCAGAUCUGGAAUUUGUGCUAGUAUAGAUCAACCCAUACCCAUGAAACCUGCAAACAGAAGGAAAACAGAACAGGUCAGUUCCAGGGAGACUACCGAAGAUGAAAUGGAAAUAAGUAGUGAAGCACAAUCCUCAUCUCAGGCUCUUUCCAAUGGUAUUGGAUCUGAUGAUGAUAAAGGGAAAAUGAUGGAAGAAGUCAUGAAAACGUAUAUUAAACAGCAAGAAAGGUUGCAUACAAUUUUGCAAAAGAAGCAGCAUCUUCAAAUGGAAGUUGAAAUGUUAAGUAGUUCCAAAGCCAUGAAGGAGCUGACAGAAGAGCAACAAAAUUUACAAAAAGAACUUGAAUCUUUGCAGACUGAGCAUGCUCAAAGAAUGCAAGAGUUUUAUGUUGAACAAAGAGAUUUAGAGAAGAAGCUGGAGCAGGUAAUAAAACAAAAAUGUACCUGCGAUUCCAGCUUGGAAAAGGACAAAGAAGCAGAAUAUGCAGCUCAGUUAGCAGAACUGAGGCAGAGGCUGGAUCAUGCAGAGGCCGAUAGACAAGAGCUCCAAGAUGAACUGAGACAGGAACGGGAAGCGAGACAGAAGUUAGAGAAGAUGAUCAAGGAAUUAAAACUUCAGAUUCAGAAAUCUUCAAAAAAUGGAAAAGGAAAAUAAAAUGCCAUCCAGAGUGCACCUGCAUUUUCUCAGCAAGGCUAAAAAAAAGUUUACCUGCCAAGGAGAGGUCAAGCCAUGGAAAAGUGAAGGUAUAGGGCACAAUUAUGGAAAAUUUUUCCUGUGCAUCUCACAUCAGUAGCGGAGGUGUUUGGGAACUCACAAACAUUUCUAUGGUGAUCUGCACAAGAAACGUUUUCAGUAGAUUAUGUCCAACAUGUGCAUAGAAAUCUACAAUAAUAUGUAUAUUUAUACAACUUCCAGACUGACCAAAUCUGUAUUUGUGCUGCUUUUUUUAUAGUUAUGAGCAACAUUGAAAUUUUAUGUUUUACAGUGGUCAGUAUGUAUCUGUUUAUUUUACAAACUGUCUUGAGGACUCUUACUGAAUGCAACAUUCUUGAUUCAAAGUUCACAGUAUCUACCUUUUUGCAUGCAAUUCAAGAAUCUAAAACUGAAAAAAAAGUAGUUUUAUUUUUGCUUUGCUCCAAUAUUUCAUUUCAUGAUUCUGUAUCAAAGAGAAAACUGUUAAUUGGAAAUCAUUAAACAGUGAAAACAUC
This is a messenger RNA of Thamnophis sirtalis, 2803 nucleotides long. It is a transcript of the gene SKIL, whose product is annotated as SKI like proto-oncogene. Gene Ontology annotation, molecular function: RNA polymerase II cis-regulatory region sequence-specific DNA binding; DNA-binding transcription factor activity, RNA polymerase II-specific; SMAD binding. The record is from RefSeq and is a predicted model, not a curated record. Lineage: Eukaryota; Metazoa; Chordata; Lepidosauria; Squamata; Natricidae. Gene Ontology annotation, biological process: negative regulation of BMP signaling pathway; negative regulation of transcription by RNA polymerase II; negative regulation of transforming growth factor beta receptor signaling pathway. Gene Ontology annotation, cellular component: nucleus; cytoplasm; transcription regulator complex.